Molecule: messenger RNA, 1032 nt
Organism: Centruroides sculpturatus (bark scorpion)
Lineage: Eukaryota; Metazoa; Arthropoda; Arachnida; Scorpiones; Buthidae
Product: trigger factor-like
Exons: 1
Coding region: 1-1032 (343 amino acids)
Biological process (GO): protein folding; protein transport
Molecular function (GO): peptidyl-prolyl cis-trans isomerase activity
Source: RefSeq, a predicted model, not a curated record
AUGAAAAAAGUUUUUGACGCCGAAAAAUCAGAAUUAGUCAUCAAAGCCGAAGUUGACGGCGCUCAGUGGGUGACCGCUCAAAAGAGUAGCUUUGAAAAAAUGCGCAACUCGCUUUUGGUCAAAGGUUUUCGCAAAGGCCAAGUGCCCGAAGCAAUCGCUAAACAACACAUUAGCAAGCGGGAAAUUAAAGCCAAAGCGAUUGACAAAAUACUUGAUGAUCUAGUCAAAAAAGCGCAGGAAUUAAUCUCUCCCGACGAUAAAGUGCUCGAUCAACCGGUGCCUAAAAUCGCCAAAAUUAGCGACCAGGAACUGACGAUUGAACUGCGUUACGCUGUUUACCCAAAAAUCAAUUUGGCCAAUUACAAAAACUUGGGAGUUAAAUACCAAGAGACUUCGGUUCAAGAAAGUCAAAUCGAAAAAGAGCUGGAAAACUUGCGCGAGAAACACGCUCUGUUAGUUCCCUACGAAGGAAAAAUCGAAAAAGGUCACCUAGUCAAAUUUGAUUUUGAAGGCCUUGUCGAAGGCAAGCCGUUUGAAAACGGCCAGGCUAAAGACUACGUUUUAGAAAUCGGAUCCCAAAAAUUUAUCCCUGGCUUUGAAGACCAAAUGAUCGGGUUAAGCAAGGGGCAAGAAAGCGAAAUCAAGGUUAACUUUCCCAGCGAUUACAACGUUAAAUCUUUGCAAGGUAAACCGGCGGUUUUCAAAAUAAAGAUCCACGAAAUUAAAGUUAAGCAGCUGCCUGAUAUAGACGAUAAAUUGGCCCAAGAAGUCGGUUUGAAAAACGUCAAUAAUCUCAAGGAGUUGCGCCAACACAUCCGCGAAAUGUUUGUUGAACAAAGCGCCAUCCAAAGCCGCAACAAAUUUAUUCAGGCGGUUUNCCCCGCCGUUAGUGUUGGCCGGAAACCAAGCGUUACGCUGGCUAGUAAAAUCACGGAACCACUGGUUAAAAGCGUCCCAAGUUUUGGGACCAACCGCGAACCACCCCACGUUAGUUUGGUAAUAGCCCGAAGAAGCCGAAACAAACAAGAUUGA